AUGGGCCAGUCCCGGCUCUGGCUGCAGAGGUCGCUGCUGCUGCUGGUGGCCGCGCUGCUCGGCUGCCUGACGCCCGCCAAGCCAGAGGACGGCGCGACCACGAGAAAGGCUAGAGCGGAGGCGGCGCUGCAGGUGGUGCACGACGUGGCGACGGAGAACCUGGGCGCGCUGUGCGUCACCGAGCCCUACCGCUCGCUGCCUGCCGGGCUCGACACCAGCCGCUACGAGGGCGCUCGCCAGAAGGCCGACAUGGCCGCCUCCAUGCUGCAGGACCUGGGCCUCACACACCACGCAAGCCUGCUGGACGCGCUGGUGCGCAGCCUGGUGAUGUCGGACCGGCACGUGGUGACAGCGUGGUUGCUGUUGCAUGGACGACGCCUGAGGCUUGGUGCUGGUGGUGUCAUAGUGAUUGUUUGCCUGCUGGACGCGCUGGUGCGCAGCCUGGUGAUGUCGGACCGGCACGUGGUGGCGGCGCGGCUGCUGUCGCUGGAUGACUCCUCCGGCUCGGUGCUGGCGGUGUCAGCGUGGCAGCGCGCCCGCGGCCCGGCGCCCGCGCUGGCGGGCCCGACUCGCGACGACGCCGCCCCCGUGGCUGGACGGCGCCCCGACGCGCACCUGCCCUGGUUCGAGGACGCCGCCUCCAGCCCUGCACUCCGCUCGCCCAAGUUCGUGCCGUCGCCCGUGAACGCCUCGUACCGCGGCUGGUGGACCUACCCCUACUACUCGUGCCACGUGCGCCUCUGGCUCGUCUCCUACAGCAUCGCCAUUCAGCCCUCGUCGCACCGGGGGACGAAGGGCUACCUGUCGCUUGACGUGAACGUGACGCCGUUGGAGGUGAACCAGUGCGAGGCAAGCAGCGAGCCACCCCCGCGAUCCGAGCUGCGGGCAUUCCACAGUACGCAUAAGUGCCACAAUGACACCACGCAGUGCGAGCUCCGGCCGAGCCCUGGCUGGGUGCGUGGCGGCUACGUUUGCCGCUGUCGGCAGGGCUUCUACUCGCCGCACCACGGCGGCGUCUUCAACGGCACGCUGGUGGAAGCGGCGUGGCAGGAGCGCGAGCAGAACGUGAGCUCGCUGUACGACGAGCUGUUCCGGUGCUUCCGCUGCGCGCCCGGCUGCGCCACCUGCCACGACCCUUCGCCCUGCCUCGCGCCCUACAACUGGCCCUUCAGGCUGACGCUGCUGUCGUUUUCGGUGCUGUGCGCACUGUGCACCCUGGGCCUGGUCUGUUACGUCUACCAGCACAGAAGGCUCAAGGUGUUCAAGGUGGCGAGCCCCAUUUUCCUGGGCAUCACGCUACUCGGAUGUUCCAUUAUGUAUCUCGAGAUGGCCGCCAUUUUUCCCGUGCUGGAUAUGUACUCCUGCAUCGCUACGAAAUGGAGUCGGCACCUUGGUUUCUGCAUAACGUACACGGCUCUCCUGAUGAAGACGUGGAGGGUAUCGCUAACAUACAGGGUAAAGUCAGCACAUAAGGUGAAGCUGACAGACAAACAAUUGCUCCAGUGGAUGUUUCCCAUUCUGCUAGUUAUGCUCAUCUACUUGGGAACAUGGACUCUGAGUGCUCCACCUACAGCAGAAGAAAUACAUGAUAGCAUAGGCCUUAGGUUUAAGCAAUGCUCCUACAACUGGUGGGAUCACAGUCUAGCUAUAGGUGAAGUACUUUUCCUGGCAUGGGGUAUAAGAGUCUGCUAUAAUGUUCGCAAUGCGGAAUCACUGUACAAUGAGGCCCGACUCAUCAGCUAUGCCAUUUACAAUAUUGCAAUUGUGAACAUUACUAUGAUUGCAUUCCACUUGUUCAUCUUUCCUCAUGCUGGCCCUGACAUCAAGUAUCUGCUAGGUUUCAUCCGAACUCAGCUGAGUACAUCUGUCACAGUGGGGCUUGUAUUUGGUCCUAAGAUUGUGCGUGUGCUGCGUGGUCAAGGUGAUCAAUGGGACAACCGUGCACGUGCACGGGGAGUAACAGCAUCUUUCUCUCUUAAUGGUAUUGGAUUGAUGCCGGAAGAGACUCCAGAUCUGUACCAAGAAAAUGAGGAACUGAAGGAAGAGAUUCAGAAGCUGGCUGCUCAGAUUGAAUUUAUGAAGAUCGUUCAUAUGGAGAUGAACAACAGGCACUUAAAGCCUAAACCUGGUGGCUACUUCAAUGCUGCCAAUACAGCAGUGACUUUGCAGAGUCCAUUGGGAAAAACAUCUGGAUUUGUUGUGGGCAAGAGCUCUGGAGCUGAGGAAAGCUGCAUUGUCUCAGCUACUGAUGGUGCUAGUGAACGUGUCUGACUAGUAGUCAAUAGUGAAGAAGUGUGGUUGUGACAGGAAACCAUUUAUGGACAUAUUCUCUUGCUACCCAUUUCAUCUUUGCUGUGGAAAUCCCUUGUUUGCAAAUGUGGCUGUGGAAUGUUUUCUGACCUUCAUUCUGCUGCAUCCCCUGCUGUGAAGUAUAGCAU
Schistocerca piceifrons (Central American locust) is the source of this 2438-nucleotide messenger RNA. Its product is annotated as probable G-protein coupled receptor CG31760. Lineage: Eukaryota; Metazoa; Arthropoda; Insecta; Orthoptera; Acrididae. Gene Ontology annotation, molecular function: G protein-coupled receptor activity. The record is from RefSeq and is a predicted model, not a curated record. The transcript is spliced from 14 exons. Gene Ontology annotation, cellular component: membrane. Gene Ontology annotation, biological process: G protein-coupled receptor signaling pathway. Bases 1 to 2271 code for a protein of 756 amino acids.